AUGGAUUGUGAAACUAAAAUAUGGUUGAUGGUGUUGUUUUUCUUCAGUGCAAUAUACAAGCAACAAUGUGCUCUUGGAGAGCCUCAAGUACCUUGUCUUUUCAUUUUUGGAGACUCUUUAUCUGAUAGUGGAAACAACAACAAACUAUCUACUGAUGCAAAAGUUAAUUACUUGCCUUAUGGGAUUGAUUUUCCAGAUGGCCCCACUGGAAGAUUCACUAAUGGCCGCACUUCAGUUGAUAUAAUCACUCAACUUCUGGGAUUAGACGAUUUUAUCCCACCUUUUGCAAAUAGCAGUUCUUCAGAUAUAGUCAGAGGAGUAAAUUAUGCAUCGGGUGCAGCAGGAAUUCGCAACGAGACUGGAACACAUUUGGGCGAGGAUGUUAGCAUGGAACUACAAUUACAAAAUCACAAAGUCAUAAUUUCUCAAAUCGCUAAGAAACUUGGAAGUUCUGAGCAAGCACAACCCCACCUAAACAAGUGUUUAUAUUAUGUGAACAUAGGCAGCAAUGAUUACUUAAACAAUUAUUUCUUGCCAGAGCAUUACCCAUCAAGCCGAAUGUAUUCUCCUGACCAGUAUGCUGGGGCUCUUGUCCAACAAUAUUCAAUGCAUUUAAAGGAUUUAUAUCUACUUGGAGCGAGAAAGUUUGCUUUGAUUGGGUUGAGCCUUCUAGGCUGCGUUCCACAUGAAAUUGUUGUUCACGGGAAAAAUGGGUCAAUAUGUGUUGAUGAGGAGAGUAAAGCAGCACUCAUUUUUAACGACAAGCUUAAAACCCUAGUUGAUCGAUUCAAUAAUGAAUUAUCUGAUGCCAAAUUUAUCUUCAUUAACAGUGCUGUGAUCACAGACACUAACCUGUUACCAGAUGCUUUUAUAUGCUGCAAAGUGGGGUCAAAUGGGCAGUGUACCCCAAAUCAGGAGCCAUGCAAGAACAGAAACCUACACCCUUUUUUCGAUGAAUUUCAUCCUACUGAGAUAGUCAAUCAAGUUACUGCAAGAAGUGCUUAUAAUGCUCCCAUUCCAGACUACGCGCAUCCAAUGGAUAUAAGUCAUCUUGUUAAGUUAUAA
Molecule: messenger RNA, 1065 nt
Organism: Abrus precatorius (Indian licorice)
Lineage: Eukaryota; Viridiplantae; Streptophyta; Magnoliopsida; Fabales; Fabaceae
Product: GDSL esterase/lipase At1g29670-like
Exons: 5
Coding region: 1-1065 (354 amino acids)
Molecular function (GO): hydrolase activity, acting on ester bonds
Source: RefSeq, a predicted model, not a curated record